AUGGCGAAAGCGGAGCCCCCGAGCACUUCAAAGGACUCGCAGGAGCUCCAGAGGAAGCUGUCUCUGCUGAGAGCGUCUGUCCAGAGUAACUCCAAGGUGGUUUCGUUUAUGAGGUCUCCCGCGGGCCAGGACUGGCAUCCGUUUCUGACCCUCACCUUGCUGGCAUCUGUUGCAGUGUCAGCCGUUCCUGUCGGCUUCCUCCUGCUUCUCCUGGUGCUGACCUCCCUGGCUGCUUCUGCGGGAGUCUCAUUACCGGAAGGCUAUUGCCACAACACAGCUCCAGCGGUGACUGUCCGCUGGCCGUGA
Odocoileus virginianus texanus is the source of this 306-nucleotide messenger RNA. The record is from RefSeq and is a predicted model, not a curated record. Lineage: Eukaryota; Metazoa; Chordata; Mammalia; Artiodactyla; Cervidae.